ACCAGCGCUCCGGCUGGAUAAUCUGCACCGCUGAGCUAGCAAUCGUAGGUAUCUCGAUGCCAUUGAACGUGGAGACUGCGAACCGCUGGCUCUUUCUUGGAUAGAGCACGUCGAUGUUGCCACUUCUGCGCACCCAUCAUGCUCCACUUGCACUUCCUGCAGUUGCAUAUUUCAGUUCCAACAUGAAUCUGCCAUCGUCAACGCCCAUGUCGCGCCUGUCUCCGCAAGCACUUGCCUUCGGAUUGUUGCAUCUGGAUACCUUGCCGUCUGCUUCGCUUCAAAGUGCGCUCGGAACCGGGUCUGGUCGUUACACCUCACUCUGUUGCCCCUUUCCAUCCUGCACAGUGACCCCAUGGCGAACCGGAUCUCGACCCAUCUGACCCUGGAAUGCUCAAAAACUUUGCAAACAGCCGCAACGGCCCCGGUAUUUCUAGACUUUCUCGAUAUAACAAUAGGAAAUAGUGACGGGAAAGCUUUAUAUAAUCAAUGGUUUCUUUUCUGGUUUCAGAUCACAUCAC
Messenger RNA from Hyaloscypha bicolor E, 518 nucleotides. RefSeq lists its product as uncharacterized. Bases 114 to 380 code for a protein of 88 amino acids. The transcript has a single exon. The record is from RefSeq and is a predicted model, not a curated record. Lineage: Eukaryota; Fungi; Ascomycota; Leotiomycetes; Helotiales; Hyaloscyphaceae.